GCAAUCCAAAGACAUGCAGUGAAUCCAACUACAUUCUCGAAAUUGCUUGGAUUUUCGGACAGAAAGUCUACUUAAAAAAGACGCCGGAGAAGUGGUUUUUAAUUGUUGCCCUGCAAAGGUUCUGAAACUCCUUCCAAUGAGGAUCUCAUUCCUUGCAAAAUAUGUGGAAGGCGCUUUUUUGCAAAAGUGCUUAAAAAACACACACCCAUCUGCCAAAAAGCCUCCAUUAAAAAGAGGAAGGUGUUUGACUCCAGCAGACAGAGAGCGGAGGGAACAGACAUUCCCACUAUGAAACCUCUCAAACCAAAGUUACACAGUACAUCCAGCACUUCUAAGUCUGAUAAAGCCGAGCCACCCAAGAAGCAGUCAAACUGGCGCCGGAAGCACCAGGAGUUCAUCGCCACAAUCCGUGCGGCCAAAGGCUUGACCCAAGUCAUGAAGGAGGGUGGCCCUCUACCGCCGCCCCCACCCCCGUCUUACGACCCCGACUACAUCCAGUGCCCAUACUGCCAGAGGCGGUUCAGUGAGAAUGCGGCUGACAGGCACAUCAAGUUCUGCAAGGAGCAGGCGGCGCGGAUGCCCAACAAGGGCAAGGUGGUGGCUACGGACAGCAAGGCCAAGCCUCCGACCCGGUCUCAGUACAAGCCCCCCCCAGUAAAGAAGGUGAACUCCCCAGCAACGUCGGCCAUCCCAGCUUCCGCCUCCUCCCGCCUACCCCAGCGUUCCGCUUCGGGGUCGUCUGCAGGGAUUCCUGUCAGCAAAUCUCCCUCUGCCGCCUCUGUGAAAAGCACCACUUCUGGGUACUCCUCCAAUCGGACCAACACCUCAGGCCUCACCAGCCCUCCGUCUGGGCUUAAUAUGAAAUCCAGGACACCAACAUCUCCAGGAUCUUUGAAAAACACAAGUUCAACUGCUGGGCCCAACAGGCGGAAGGUCUACAACGCGGAUAGCUACACGUCGAGGGAUGACCAAAAAGGCAGCGUGGAGGUGGACCACCCCGUCGGACAGUUGACGAAGUUCUGCCAUGAGUGUGGGACCAGGUACCCAGUGGAGAGCGCUAGGUUCUGUUGUGAGUGUGGGGUCAGGAGGAUGUGCGUGUAGGCAGCGAGGUCCAAGAUGACCACAGCUGUUAUAUACCAACAAAACACGACCACCCAUUACACGCGAGAAUGACAUACACUUAAGUCCCUUUCGUCUCUCACCGAUGUGUUUUUUAAGUGCAAUAUAAUUAGACUUUGUUACUUGGAAGAGAACUGCCCUUAAAUAUACCAUUGUUUAAGGAUGUAUAUUCUUCUAAGCUACCUUUAUUUGUUAUGCAGUGCUAUUGAUGUGGAAAUGGCUUGGAAUUAGUGGAAGGAAGUGUUUCCGUUAGCUCGAAAUAGCCCUGCUGCAUUUAACCGUGAAAAGGCAGGAUUUUACCGCAAUGUUAUCAUGGUUUCACUGUUGAACAGAUAUUUCUUCCCAAAAACAGCCCACUAUCUACAUCUUCAUGGGAGUUGUUUUUCCUUUAUUUGAAUGAGUAUUUUUAUAAGUUCUACAAACCAAGCUAUUUCACCCAAUUUUCAGAUAGGUUUUUAAGUUAUUCUUUUUUUAUUGUAGGGACCUACCGAUAUUUCUGUGCUCAAUUUUAUUUAAACGUGUGCACUUUGUACAAAAUGCUGUUUUUUUUUUUUUUUUCGUAAGUAUAUGUAAAUAAUAGUUUCUGAACUUUCUUGGUCUCACUUUCACAAAAUUCUGUAAAUUGCAGCAUGUCAGAAACCCAUAAUGGUUUCAUUAUAUAUAAUGGGUCGUCUUCUCUGAUUUGGAUUCACUAAAAAUCCAUGGGUAUUAUCUGGUACAGUAGAUGUUCACUGAAUAGGAAUGAGAUGUUUUGGGUUUUUAACCUUAAUAAAUCUCUACGUUUCACAUCAAGUACUACAUGUGUAUCUAUGUAAUUCAUCUUUUCAGAAUAGACUGCAUUUUAGGUGUUUUUAGUAUGUUCAUGUCUUUAAAGGCUGUAAUACCGCUUUACAAUAUGACACUCUAACAUAAGUUCUUCACUGUUUAUUAAACUGUAUGACAUCCAA
Molecule: messenger RNA, 2066 nt
Organism: Brienomyrus brachyistius
Lineage: Eukaryota; Metazoa; Chordata; Actinopteri; Osteoglossiformes; Mormyridae
Gene: zc2hc1a
Product: zinc finger, C2HC-type containing 1A
Exons: 10
Coding region: 289-1101 (270 amino acids)
Source: RefSeq, a predicted model, not a curated record